CAGUGUGCCCCCAGCACGAUCCACCCUGAUAGUAUUCACUCAGAUCGCGUCUUCGGCGGCGACAGGACAGUUAUCUGUCUAUUUGUAUAUCCGGAUCUACGGGAACCGAGGCUAUGGUAUUCACUCGUCCAUCGACAAUUCCGUAUCCGACCGUAUGGCGUCGCUUCACCGUCCAACGAGGAGCUACCGCCAUUAACUUUCGCAUCCAGGACCUGACCGAGGACAUGUUCGAGCCAGCUGUGGCAUUGCUGGUCAAGUACUUCACUAAAGAUGAACCACCUUGCAAGUACAUAGGUAUCCAUAACCAUCCGAUCGCGAUGGCUGAACUUGAGAAGCUAUGGCGAACUACGAUCAAAGACAAAAUGUCUCUGGUCUGCGUGGAGGACAAUGACUGUGCUGCUAUCGUCGGGGUGAACGCCCUGACCGUGGUCUGCAAGGAUGACAAGGAUAAGCCGUUCAAGACAGAAGACAAAGUGUGGGCAGCUCUCUUCGGUGCUGUGGAUCUGGUGACGCGUAGCGUGGACGUCUUCACCACUUACAAUGUGGACAAAUAUCUGACCGCGUACGGCCUGGUCGUGGCGCCCGAGUGGAGGGGCUGCAACGUCGGUAAAGAGCUGUUGCAGGCCAGGGUCCCACUGUGCAAAGCACUAGGUCUCAAGGUAACGGCCACGGUGUUCACAGCAGCAGCGUCUCAGACCGUGGCCAAGAAGGCGGGCUUUGUGGACCUGAGCGAGAUCACAUACGAAGAACUUGCGAAGAAAGGGAUGGUAUUCCCUGGCAUCGAGGAGGAUACAAAAUCGUCCAAACUAAUGGCGUUGCUGAUUGAGUAGAUUAUGCAAAUUUAUAUGUAAUCACUAGCUUUUUCCUGCAGCUUCGCAUGCCUGGAAUAUUAUCUUCCGUUCUGGUCGGAAUUCCAAGUAAUUCCUUCUUUGUGCUUGUUCAUAUUGAAGUUAUGUUUUGUGUAGGAAUGCAGUUCUAUGGAUGACCAGGUUGGUCUAAUUUUGUUAAUAGAUGAUAAUGGAAUGGUAACCCCGCCUGUGCUAACGGUAUAUGCUGGCGGGGCACCAGUGAGGGAUGAUUAGUGAAGGUGAAAAGGCAGGUCAGUUAGCCCAUCGUGACGAAUUCAACGAUAAAUUAGUCACGAUGGUUUCCAGGGGGAACCGCGUGUAGGUCGACCUGAUAAGAUAUAUUGAUAGCGAUGGGGACCAUUACUAACAAUCCCUUCCCCCCAGGUAAGUCAUACCUACCUAUAGUUAAGAAGUAAGAAUGUAAUGUUACCCCAACCUGCGCCAUUAGUAUAAUCUGGCUGAAUUCCUUAAGAAUUAACGACUAUCUUUCUGGGAUGGGUUUUUUAUACCUCAUUCCUGACAAUCCCUUUUUCCCCAACCUCCAUAUAUGAGGUAGAAAAUGAAACUUUUAUAUUUUAAUGGAUGAUAAUGCAAUUGUAACCCCGCCUGCGCCGCCAGACUACGUACGGGUAAACACAGUCUAGGACGACCCUCCGCUAGAUGGAGUUACGACGUGAAAUGCGUUGCAGGGAGUCAGUGGAUGCAAGUGGUUUAGGACCGUUCUUUAUGGCAGUCUUUUUUUUAUACAACUUAGAAUGGCCAACAAGCUGACGGCCCACCUGAUGGAAAGUGGUAACCGUCGCCUAUAGAAUGAGCAGUAGCAUGGACAUAACAGAGUAUACUGUUUCGCCCAUGAUACCCCCAUGCGUUGCCAUUCCUGAGGACUCAGGUGUUAUUCCUCUGUACCCUGUAAAUUCACGCCAUAUCCCACCCUUCAAACCGAAACACAGCCAUGCAAACACAGUUGCUUCACAGUUGAAACACGAAUGGGACAGAGGUACCCAAGCAAUCGACUUUUGUACAAAGUCUCCCUCUGGUGAAAGUCUAUGGGGGAGGUUUAUGUCCAGCAGUGGACGAUGAUGAUGGCUGUUUAAUGUUUUAUUAUUAUUAUUAUAAUUAUUGCAAUUGUGUUACUGUGAUAUUAUUGUUAUGUAUAAUUAAAAAAAAAAUAUUAAUUAUUAAGCUAUAAUUAUUUUGUAAUCAACUUUCUAGUUAUAUCUAUGUAUAUAAGCACCUGUUGCAUUAAUAUCUUAUUGAAUUUAAUUCUUUGGAAUUGGAUAUAAUUUAUGAAUUUACAUUUUAUAAAGAAAGGUUCUUGAGUGGCGACCGCGUACGGGUAAACGUAGUGUAGGACGACCCCCCCACUAAAUAGAGUAACGACGAUGAAAUGCAUUUUUUUUAUGGGUGAAAAUGGUAUGGUAACCCCGCCUGCGCUAACGGGAUACGCUGGCGGAGCACCAGUGAAGGGUGAUAGGUGAGAAUGAAAACAGGCCAGAUAGCCCAUCAUGAUGAAUUCAUCAGGAAUUAACCAUGAUAGUUUCCAGGGAGAACAGCAUGGAGGUCGACCUGGUUGGGUAUAUUGCUAGCAAUGGGAUUCACAGUCUCCAUUACUAACAAUCCCUUUUCCCCCCACAAAUACUUGGGUUAAUAUCAUUUAGAUGAAUAUUUUGCAUUUCUUUUUUAGUCAUAAGUACAACCAAUACAUGUUAUACCACUAUUUAUUUUUAAAAUUAA
Galleria mellonella (greater wax moth) is the source of this 2582-nucleotide messenger RNA. RefSeq lists its product as uncharacterized. The record is from RefSeq and is a predicted model, not a curated record. NCBI's taxonomy places the organism in Eukaryota, Metazoa, Arthropoda, Insecta, Lepidoptera, Pyralidae. The transcript has 5 exons. Gene Ontology annotation, molecular function: N-acetyltransferase activity. Bases 114 to 830 code for a protein of 238 amino acids.